CUGAAAUUUUGAAAAUUUCCGCUAAGCAUCAAGAGAGCACAGUAAGAACAUGGAAGGUUUCUUUCCCGACAAAUUUCUGGACGAUGCUUUCUGGGACGAAUCUCUCGCAAAUCAGAAUGAUUUUCUUCGGCAAACAGAGAUCGGGACCCCCCAAGAAAGCUUUCAAGUCGGAUCGAGUUCCCAGAACUCCAUUGUUGAAGAUGAACCUCCUGCUGCUGCUGCUGCUAGUCAGAGCGAUUUUCUUCAGUAUAGUGACUGUCUCAGAGCUGGGCUCGGGCAAGAAAGUUCACAUAACGGAUCAAAUUCAAAUGAGGGUGCUUUUGUUCGAUACAGUGACCUACCAGGAAUGGAAUCAGGGCGAGAGAAUUCUUGUUCUAUUAACGUGAAAGAUCAUGGCCACGGAGCUUCUUCUGCUGCAAAUCACAGUGCGUUUGUUCAAUACAGAGAGCUGCCCAGAACAGGGUAUGGUCAGGGAAGUUCAAAUGUUAUGAAUAUGAGAAGGAGAAUGAUUGAUUACAUGAGAAGCAGUAGUCCUGCAGAGAGGAGUAACAUGGCAGAGUAUGAAAGAGAACGAGGUUUCAGGCACAUGAUUAACGAGAGGAUGAGAAGGCACAGACAGAGACAGUGUUGCUUGGCCCUGCACUCUAUAUUACCAUUUGGAACCAAGAACGAUGUUAAUUCAGUGGUUCAAAUGGCAGCCAAGGAGAUUCAAAAGCUAGAAGCUUGCAGGGAUGAAUUGAAGAGGCAAAAUUCAGAGCUUGAAGUAAAAGUUAAAGGACAACAAAGCAGCAAAAUUGAGUUAAGGGUGGCUCAUCCUACUUCUCCAAUAAACUCAAUGCUCGAGACUCUUCAAUUAUUGAAGGACCUUGGAAUGAAUACCAGAAGUAUCACUUCAAAUUUCUCUCAUCAUGAGUUGUUUGCAUUGUUAGACAUGCAUGCCCAGAUGGAAGAUGCUGAGGCAGAAAGGGAUACCGAAGGUGCGGUGAACGAAAAUGAACGGAAGCUUCAUUCUCAUGACGGAGAAAUUUUCAAAAGGCAGAGACUAUGAAUGAAAUCACGACGGAAACAGAUGUCAAAUUUUGUAAAUUACACCUAUUAAUUAGUAAUUUGUCUCUGAAAGGGGUGAAAAUGUCAUUUCACUUUCACAUUCGUGGCGUCAUGUGUACAGUAACAUAAUUUUAAGGAAAAUAUUGAUAAAGAUCUAUUAGCCAGAUUAUUCUAAAUUGGAGCUCCUAAAUUUAUAAAAUACCAUCACAGUUUAAGAGUUUUAAUUUGAUAUUAAAAUUAUAAGAGAAAUAAAAAAAUUAUCUCUUAUUUAAAUUGAUAUCAAAACUGUUUUAUUUUACUUAUUCUUUUACUUGCAUAAUGUUAUUUAUUAUCAUAUUUCACUUGAUUUAGUUGCAAGUAUUUAAAUUAUCUUAAGACAAUUUGUUAAUUUCUAUACUUUAUAAUAUAUACUUACUUACAG
Molecule: messenger RNA, 1468 nt
Organism: Prosopis cineraria
Lineage: Eukaryota; Viridiplantae; Streptophyta; Magnoliopsida; Fabales; Fabaceae
Product: transcription factor bHLH92
Exons: 3
Coding region: 50-1048 (332 amino acids)
Molecular function (GO): protein dimerization activity
Source: RefSeq, a predicted model, not a curated record